AUGCGCACGGGGAACCUUCUCCAAGAACCUGCCCUCGAUGCGAGUGGAGAAGCAAUCACGGCUUAUUCAAAAUAUAUGAGAUCCUUUGUUAUGAACUCAAUCAACCUCUUCUUAUCCCCUAAGAGUCGCGUGACUUGGUUUAGUAUUGAUCAUGUGAGUAGUGGACAUUUGAAGUUUAAUCCUCAUGAAGAGGACAGAGUUAUUCAGGUUUCCCAAGCAAGAGGUGCUUACUUUCAAGCUCAUUGUUUGGCGAAAGUAAACAACUCGUUAAAUGGGGACAAAGAGUUUUACCCAGAGAUGAAUUUUAUACGGCUUUGCACAAGAUGCUUCGUGAGCAAAUUGCAUGGGAGAGCAAUUUCAGUGACCAUUUCCUGUUACUCUUAUCAUUGUUGCUCUAAUGUAUGGAGAGCAUUUUGCGAGUUAUGGGGGCCUUUAUCCAACACUUUCCAUCAUGGAAAUGGUGAAAUGGGCAUUUCUUUGUAUGACUUGAAAGUUAUUGGUGGGUUACCAAUUUUGGGUCUCCAAUAUGAUGAGUGCAUCCCUCUAAACGAAGAAUUAUGCCGUGAAGAUUUGUAUCCUUUGAAUGUUGAACUUUUGAGAAUCCAUACACAGUUAUACAUUUUCCAUAAGAAAGGUCAAGUCUUUUGUAAUCAUUGGGUUGAGCAUUUUUUCCGAGGAGAAGCUGUAUAUGGUGCUACUGGAAAUGGCAAGAACAUAAUUGCUAAACAAGUAGCUGAGACUAGGAAACUUCCUUUGAACAUUUCUCAUGAAGGUUAG
Messenger RNA from Prunus armeniaca (apricot), 777 nucleotides. The record is from the annotation of a GenBank genome assembly. Lineage: Eukaryota; Viridiplantae; Streptophyta; Magnoliopsida; Rosales; Rosaceae.